AUGUGGCUGCAGACGGGCGGACUUGCAUUACGUCGUCCAGACAUUGGCGUACUUCAAGUCGGCGCCAAAGCAGACAUUUUGGUGUUCAAUAGCGACCCACCUAAUAUGCUGGGCUGGAGCGAUCCUGUCGCUGCCGUUAUACUGCAUGCCAAUCCAGGCGACAUUGAGCAUGUGCUAGUUGACGGGCAAUUUAGGAAGCGUGGCUUCAAGCUGGUUGGGGGAGAAGGAACGAAAUGGGAGUGGAGCGAUGUUCGCAAGAGGUUCUUGGAGGCUGCGAAAAGGAUACAGCCGCUGGUCAAUACACCAACUAAAGUGCCUGAAAAGCUAUGGGGAAUGGCUGACUUGGGUGAUGUGGAAGUCGCGAGUACUGUAGUAUGA
This is a messenger RNA of Parastagonospora nodorum SN15, 378 nucleotides long. RefSeq lists its product as hypothetical. The record is from RefSeq and is a predicted model, not a curated record. The transcript is spliced from 2 exons. Gene Ontology annotation, molecular function: hydrolase activity, acting on carbon-nitrogen (but not peptide) bonds. Bases 1 to 378 code for a protein of 125 amino acids. NCBI's taxonomy places the organism in Eukaryota, Fungi, Ascomycota, Dothideomycetes, Pleosporales, Phaeosphaeriaceae.